AUGCUCUCUUUAAGAAAAAGGGUGGAAGCAAAAAGCCAAGAAAGAAAGAAGCUAUCUUCUAAAUCACAUUCCGAAAAUGAUCUAUCGUCACAAUCUGCAACAGCAGUUACUGUCGGCACAGAUCCCCGGAGAGUGGCAUUGCAGUCAGGAACAGAUGCAAAUGGCUUUUCAGAAAAUGAUUAUACGGUCAACGCUUUAGAUACAAGCCUUUCUCAGUUUACUUUAAUCUUCGAGAAAAUAAAGAGCCCUAUAUCCCAGGAGAGACUAGCGGCAGCAAAUGAAUUGAAUACCUCCUUAACUUCAUUAACGAGGGAAGUAUCUGUUGAAGAAUUUCAACGAUUUAGUAACAGUUUAAAUAACAAGAUUUUUGAACUUAUCCAUAGCUCAGAUCCGAAUGAAAAGAUAGGUGGUAUCCUAGCUGUAGAUACACUUAUCAAUUUCUAUUCACAUACAGAGGAAUUACCAAAUCAAACAUCCAGAUUAGCAAAUUACUUGCGAGUUCUAAUACCUUCGAGCGAUAUUGAUGUGAUGCGACUUGCCGCAAACACCAUAGGAAAGUUGGCAAUACCUGGAGGAACACUCACGUCAGACUUCAUUGAUUCAGAGGUUAAAAUUGCUCUUGAAUGGUUAACAACAUCACCGGACAACAUAGCUUCCAGCUCUAAACAAGAAUACAGUAAGCAUGCGGCAUUACUUUUGAUAUCUGCACUGGCUGAUAAUUCUCCAUAUUUAUUAUACCCAUACGUCAAUUCAAUCCUUGACAAUAUAUGGAGAGCAUUAAGAGAUACUAAACUGGUUAUACGAAUGGAUGCUGCCCUGAUAUUAGGUAAAUGUCUUACCAUUAUACAAAACAGAGAUCCGUCAUUAACAAAACAAUGGUUUUUGAAGUUAUUUAAAGGCUGCGCAAGAGGAUUGAAUCUUAAUACUAAUGAAGCCAUACAUGCUACAUUGCUAGUAUACAGGGAACUAUUAACAUUGAAAGGUUCAUACUUAAAUGGAAAGUUCAGUGAAAUAUAUCGGUCGACAAUCAAAUAUAAAGACCACAAGUAUGACGUUAUUAGAAAAGAAGUAUAUGCAAUAUUACCCCUACUGGCAUCGUUUAAUACCGAACUAUUUACCAAAUCAUAUCUUGAUCAAGUUAUGGUUCAUUAUCUUGGAAUCCUAAAAAAUACAAAUUCCAGUGCGGCAAAUACUGCAGAUAAACCCGCCAUUUUGGUUUCCAUUGGAGAUAUAUCAUCUGAAGUCGGCUCAAGUAUUGCCCCAUAUGUAAUACCCAUACUGGACAAUGUUAGAGAUGGAUUACAGACAAAAUACAAACACAGGAAAGCUUUUGAAAGGGAAUUAUUCUAUUGCAUCGGAAAAUUGACCAUUGCAAUGGGGCCUGCUCUAGCAAAACACAUAAAUAAAGGGCUUUUGGAUCAAAUUUUGUCCUGUUCCCUUUCUGAUUAUAUGCAAAACACCCUAUUAAUCAUAAUAGAAAGAAUACCAGCACUUGAGCCCACCAUCAACUUAAGACUGUUAGAUCUACUGUGUAUGUACCUUUCAGGGGAGAAAUAUAGUCAUCCUGGAUCACCAACGUCAUUGAAACCUCUUUCUAUGGAGAAAGCUCGAUUAUGGAGGAAUAAAGUAGUCAUGGUGAAAACAGGAGAAAUUAAUGAUGACGUUAAAGAUGCUCAGUUGUUGUCACAGGCACUUAAAAUGCUCCAAAAUAUAAAUUAUAAAUAUUCGUUGACCGAAUUUGUUCGGCUUAUAACAAUUUCAUACAUCGAACAUGAGAACUUCCAUGUUCGAAAAUUAGCUGCUUUGACAUCGUGCGACAUCUUCGCCAAAGAUACUAUUUGCAAACAAACCUCUUUCCAUGCACUGAAUUCUGUUUCUGAGGUACUCAGUAAAUUACUAACAGUUGCCAUAACGGAUCCCAUACCUGACAUACGAUUAGAAAUUUUACAACAUCUGGUACCCGCCUUUAAUUCACAGCUGGGGCAACCUGAUAAUCUGAGGUUACUUUUUAUGGCCGCAAACGACGAAAUGUUUGCAAUUGAAAUAGAAGCUGUGCAAAUAAUUGGUAGACUUACGACCAUCAAUCCAGCUUAUGUAGUGCCUUCGUUGAGAAAAACAUUACUAGAAUUACUGACACAAUUGAAGUACUCAACUAUGCCAAGGAAGAAAGAAGAGAGUGCAACCAUGUUAUAUACCUUAAUCCAUUUUGGGAAAGACGUAACCAAACCAUACAUUGAGCCUAUCCUCGAUAUUUUACUUCCUAAAGCAAAUGACACAUCCUCAGCAGUAGCGUCGACAGCAUUGAAAGCUAUCGGAGAACUCGCUGCUGUUAGUGGCGAGGACAUAAAAAAAUACUUGCCUGAUCUCAUGCCUUUGAUCAUUACUACUUUUCAAGAUCAAUCCAAUUCAUUCAAAAGGAGUGCAGCUUUGAAAGCCUUAGGUCAGUUGGCAGUAUCUGCAGGAUAUGUAAUAGAUCCAUUAUUAGAUUAUCCAGAACUUCUAGGUGUUUUGUUGAAUAUUCUGAAAUCUGAAAGUAGUCAAAAUAUUCGUCGGGAGACUGUUCAUUUACUAGGUACUUUGGGUGCACUAGACCCGUACAAACACAGAGAAGUAGAGGUUGCAUCAAAUUCUCAGAAUUCUGUCGAACAAAAUGCGCCUCCCAUUGAUAUAGCGCUACUCAUGCAGGGAAUGUCACCCUCAAAUGAGGAAUAUUAUCCAACAGUUGUGAUAAAUACAUUACUGAAAAUUCUCCAUGAUCCAUCUCUUUCUUCUCAUCAUACAGCGGUUAUUCAAGCUAUUAUGAACAUAUUCCAAAGCCUGGGACUACGUUGCGUUUCAUUUUUAAAACAGAUAGUGCCAGGCAUAAUUUCAGUUAUGCGUUCAUGCACACCUUCUUUACUGGAAUUUUAUUUUCAACAAUUGGGCCUUUUGGUGUCUAUUGUUAAGCAGCACAUCAAACCGCAUGUUGAUGAAAUAUAUGAAGUUAUCAAAGAUUUCUUUCCUAUCAUAAAGCUACAGAUAACGAUUAUUUCUCUUAUUGAAGCUAUGUCUAAGUCUAUCGAUAGUGAAUUCAAAAAGUUUGUUCCUGUAACGCUUACCUUCUUUUUACCAGUGCUUGAAAACGAUAAAUCCAACAAAAAGAUUGUUUCUAUAAGAAUUUUGAAGUCCUUGGUGGCAUUUGGUUCUAAUCUUGAAGAUUUUACUCAUUUGAUCAUACCGACAGUCGUAAGGAUAUCAGAAUACUCUCCUGGAAAUUUGGGAAAAAUUGCAGUAAUUGCACUGGGAAAACUAGCCAAGAACAUUAACCUCUCUGAAAUGUCUUCAAGAAUCAUCCAAACAUUGAUAAGAUUGCUGAAUAGAGGUGAAGCCGAUUUGACAAGGACAACAAUGAACACAGUGUGCCUAUUUUUACUUCAACUGGGUAGUGACUUUAUUGUCUUUAUUCCAGUGCUAAACAAGACCUUAAUGAAGAAUCAUAUUCAACAUUCAAUUUACGACCAACUUGUUAAUAAACUGUUAAAUAAUGAAGGAUUACCAACUAAUAUUGUUUUUGAUAAAGAUUUCGAUGUCCCCUCAAAACCAAUUAAUGAUGUUGAAACUGCUCUUAAAAAGUUACCUGUAAACCAAACUCUUUUGAAAAACACGUGGGACUGUAGUCAACAGCGGACUAAGGAAGAUUGGCAGGAAUGGAUCAGAAGGCUAUCCAUCCAACUCUUACGAGAAUCACCUUCACCUGCACUUAGGGCAUGCUCUAAUUUGGUAGGUAUCUAUUAUCCAUUGGCAAAAGAUUUAUUUAACGCUUCGUUCUCGAGCUGCUGGAGUGAGUUAUAUAGCCAAUACCAAGAAGAUUUGAUACAAUCACUUUGUACUGCGUUGCGAUCGCCCCAAAAUCCGCCAGAAAUUUUCCAAAUAUUAUUAAACUUAGUGGAAUUUAUGGAACAUGACGAUAAGCCAUUGCCAAUUCCGGUUGAAACAUUAGGGAAGUAUGCACAAAAAUGCCAUGCAUUUGCCAAGGCAUUGCACUACAAAGAAUUGGAAUUUUUACAGGAACCAUCAACUUCAACUAUUGAGGCGUUAAUCAGUAUAAAUAAUCAACUUCACCAAACUGAUGCUGCUAUUGGAAUUUUGAAACAUGCGCAACAACAUCACGAUCUGCAAUUGAAGGAAACUUGGUAUGAAAAGCUUCAAAGAUGGGAUGAUGCUCUGGAAGCAUACACAGAGCGUGAAAAAGCUGGAGAGGAUACAAUUGAAGUGACAAUGGGUAAAAUGAGAUCACUGCACGCCCUUGGAGAGUGGGUUCAACUUUCUGAGCUUGCAGAAGAGAAAUGGGAAAUUUCAAAACCAAACGUCCAGAAACUAAUGGCACCAUUAGCAGCAGGAGCAGCGUGGGGUCUAGGACAGUGGGAUAAAAUUGAGCUCUACACUAAUGUCAUGAAAGUUCAAUCUCCUGAUAAGGAAUUCUUUGAUGCUAUACUGUGUCUACAUAGAAAUAAUUUCAAGAAAGGAGAGGAACAUAUAUUUAGUGCGAGGGAUCUGCUUGUGACGGAACUUUCUGCCCUAGUCAAUGAAAGUUACAAUCGAGCAUACAAUGUAGUAGUAAGAACCCAAAUAAUUUCUGAACUAGAAGAAAUUAUUGGCUAUAAGAAGCUUCCUCAACAUUCAGAAAAAAGAAUAUUAAUGAGAGAGAUGUGGAAUAAGAGACUACUUGGUUGCCAGAAGAAUGUUGAUGUCUGGCAAAGAGUAUUAAGAGUCAGAUCUUUAGUUGUUGAACCAAAGCAAGAUGUACAGAUAUGGAUUAAGUUUGCUAAUCUUUGCAGAAAAUCAGGUAGAUUAGGUUUGGCAAAGAAAGCCUUAACGUCAUUAUUCGAAGACGGUGGAAAUCCAAAUCAUCCUAAUAUUGCAAAGGCGCUACCUCCCGUUGUUUAUGCCCAACUUAAAUACAUAUGGGCAACUGGCUCUCAAUCUGAGGCUUUGCAACAGCUUAUAAAGUUUACAUCACGUAUGGCUCAUGAUCUUGGAUUGGAUCCUCGUAAUAUGAUAUCCCAGAGCUCUCCACAAAAUAGUAAGAUAGCACCUGAGGAUGUUAAAGAAUACACUAAGCUAUUGGCUCGUUGCUUUCUAAAACAAGGUGAAUGGCGAGUUGUUCUCCAGCCAGAAUGGAGACUUAAAAAUCCGGAUGCUAUUCUAGGGUCGUAUCUAUUAGCUACUCACUUCGAUGAUACGUGGUACAAAGCUUGGCAUAAUUGGGCGUUAGCAAACUUUGAGGUUAUUUCUAUGAUAACAUCAGGCCCAAAAGGAAAUACAACAGCCACAAAUAUGCCCUUAAAUGGCGCUGAUCAAUUCAAAAACGGUAUGAUAGGUGCGAAUACAUUUGAUACUGAAGAGAACAAUUAUCCUGCAACAAUGAUUCAUAGACAUGUAGUUCCAGCUAUAAAGGGGUUUUUCCAUUCGAUAGCACUUUCGGAAUCUAGUUCCCUUCAGGAUGCACUGAGAUUACUGACACUAUGGUUUACAUUUGGUGGAAUACCCGAAGCUACUCAAGCCAUGCACGAAGGAUUUAAUAUGAUUAAAAUCGGCACAUGGCUUGAAGUACUUCCUCAGCUAAUCUCUCGUAUUCACCAACCUAACCAAAUAGUUAGUAGGUCGUUGCUUUCUUUAUUGUCGGAUCUGGGAAAGGCUCAUCCACAGGCACUUGUCUACCCCUUGACAGUCGCUAUAAAGUCUGAAUCAGUAUCACGCCAAAAAGCUGCCCUCUCUAUUAUAGAAAAAAUGAGAAUGCACAGCCCUAUUCUUGUUGAUCAAGCCGAACUAGUUAGUACAGAACUAAUCCGUGUAGCCGUCCUAUGGCAUGAACUAUGGUAUGAAGGUUUAGAAGAUGCAAGUAGACAGUUUUUUGGAGAACAUAAUACCGAGAAAAUGCUGGCAUCCUUAGAACCUCUUCAUGCAUUGUUAAACCACGGGCCCGAGACAAUACGUGAGAUCUCCUUCCAAAAUGCAUUUGGAAGGGAUCUAAAAAAUGCAUAUGAAUGGGUACUGAAUUAUAAGCGCACUAAUGACACUAGUAAUCUGAAUCAAGCCUGGGAUAUUUACUAUAAUGUAUUCAGAAGGAUUAGUAAACAACUACCUCAGUUACAAACACUCGAAUUGCAACAUGUUUCCCCCAAACUGUACGCAACCCAUGACUUACAACUAGCUCUACCAGGCACAUACUACCCUAAUAAAAGAAUCGUUAAAAUUUCGUCAUUUUCAUCAGUUUUCACCGUGAUCUCUUCUAAACAAAGACCUCGUAAACUAACAAUUAAUGGUGAUGAUGGGAAAGAGUACCAGUACAUUUUAAAGGGUCAUGAAGACAUUAGACAAGAUAGCUUGGUCAUGCAACUCUUUGGUUUGGUAAACACUUUACUACAAAAUGAUGCCGAAUGCUUCCGUCGUCAUUUAGAUAUCCAGCAAUACCCAGCAAUCCCAUUAUCACCUAAAUCAGGUAUUUUAGGUUGGGUUCCCAACAGCGAUACCUUCCAUGUUCUGAUUAAAGAGUAUCGUGAAGCUAGGAAAAUUCCACUCAAUAUUGAACAUUGGGUCAUCUUACAAAUGGCUCCAGAUUUUGAUACAUUAACCUUUUUACAAAAGAUAGAGGUUUUUACAUAUGCUCUCAAUAACACACAAGGGCAAGAUCUUUACAAAGUUCUAUGGUUCAAAAGUAGAUCAUCAGAAUCGUGGUUAGAACGCCGAACAACUUACACAAGAUCAUUAGCGGUCAUGUCAAUGACUGGUUAUAUUCUCGGAUUAGGUGAUCGUCACCCAAGUAAUUUGAUGCUUGAUAGACUUACAGGUAAGGUAAUUCAUAUCGAUUUUGGAGACUGUUUCGAAGCUGCAAUCCUAAGAGAGAAGUUCCCCGAAAAGGUACCAUUUAGAUUAACGAGAAUGUUAACUUACGCCAUGGAAGUUAGUGGAAUUGAAGGGAGUUUCAGAAUAACAUGUGAAAACGUUAUGAGAGUUUUGAGAGACAAUAAGGAAUCAUUGAUGGCAAUCUUAGAAGCCUUUGCAUUCGAUCCUUUAAUUCAUUGGGGUUUUGAUCUUCCCACGGAAAAAAUAGCUGAACAGACAGGUAUCGAUCUUCCUUUAGCUAAUCCUAACGAGCUUUUGAGAAAGAAUAUGAUUUCCGCCGAAGAAGCUGCACGUAUGGAAAUAGAACAAAGUAAUGCUAUUAGAAAUGCAAGGGCAAUGUUGGUAUUAAGACGAAUUACAGAUAAAUUAACUGGUAACGAUAUUGGACGCUUCAAGGAACUAGAUGUACCAAAGCAAGUUGAAAAACUAAUUCAACAAGCAACUUCAGUAGAAAACCUUUGUCAACAUUACAUUGGUUGGUGCCCUUUCUGGUAA
Molecule: messenger RNA, 7380 nt
Organism: Naumovozyma castellii
Lineage: Eukaryota; Fungi; Ascomycota; Saccharomycetes; Saccharomycetales; Saccharomycetaceae
Product: phosphatidylinositol kinase family protein
Exons: 1
Coding region: 1-7380 (2459 amino acids)
Source: RefSeq, a predicted model, not a curated record